Molecule: messenger RNA, 1049 nt
Organism: Stomoxys calcitrans (stable fly)
Lineage: Eukaryota; Metazoa; Arthropoda; Insecta; Diptera; Muscidae
Product: general odorant-binding protein 56a-like
Exons: 3
Coding region: 582-1049 (155 amino acids)
Biological process (GO): sensory perception of smell
Molecular function (GO): odorant binding
Source: RefSeq, a predicted model, not a curated record
AGGUUUACCGGACUGCAGUUCCUGUGAUUUUGGGCAUUCAUCAGCGGUAUUUUUCGACAAAUUAUCCAGUCAUAGGCACAAAUUACUUAAAUGCGAAACACUUUGAUCAUAACUCCGUAGAAAAGUGUCGGUCACAAUUUUGAACAUUUCUAAAAAUAAAAUUUUAUAAAAAAAAACUUCAAAGAACAUUAGAUUCCCUAAGCCAUAAUAUGUUUCUUAUUUAAAUACUCAGCAUAAAUAAAAAGGCAUUGUCAUUCUAACUAAGUCGCUUUGAAAAAUCGAUCUGUCAUUGUUUAAAUGUACGUGCACUUCACAAAAAAAUGGCAAAUUGUAGACGAGACAAGACAUUAUAAAAGAAAACGUGCAAAAUUUUGAGUUCAUUCUCGGUCAUUUGAUGGAUUUUGUAUUGAAUCUGUCUUGAGAGCAAUAUUCAUUGAAAAGAAAGUGCCAAUAUGGUUAUGGAAGUGGCCUACAGUCAUUAACUGUCAAAUCAACGCAAACCUCCAAGUGGAGAACAUGCUAGAUUUCAAGUCUAAAUCCAAAAAAUCUGAAAUCUUAGAAUUUCUUUUCUUUUUGCGAAUAUGCUGGGUAUAAAAAGCAGAACGCAAAUCGCAAAAAUAACAAUGAAGGCUUUUACCAUUUGGGCAGUUUUGUGCUUAAUCGUUGGAUCUUUGGCCACGCCCAUUGACUUGAAUGAGGAACAAAAGGCCAAGGCUAAGGAAAUUUUUGAUGAAUGUGCUAAACAAGAAAAUAUCUCGGAAGAGGAGGCUGCUAAAUUGCAUACCAAAGACUAUACCAAUCCCACCAAAAAUCUUAAAUGUUUCGCCACUUGUUUCUUCGAAAAGGUAGGCACACUGAAAGAUGAGAUAGUCCAAGAGGAUGUUGUCCUUGAAAAAUUGGGUGCCCUUAUCGGAGAAGAGAAGACCAAGAAAGCUUUGGAUAAAUGUCGUGGCAUCAAGGGUGAGGAUCGUUGCGAUACCGGUUUUCAAAUUUAUCAAUGCUUUGAAGCUGCCAAAGCGGAAAUGACAGCAACAGAGAAAUUGCAAUAA